Paramecium octaurelia is the source of this 1659-nucleotide messenger RNA. NCBI's taxonomy places the organism in Eukaryota, Ciliophora, Oligohymenophorea, Peniculida, Parameciidae. The record is from the annotation of a GenBank genome assembly.
AUGCAGACGUAAAAUGAAACGAAUGUUGCCCUCUCGUCAUCAGAAAUUAAGUAACUUUAUUUUUCAUAAGUUUAAGAAAUGGUAUGAGAUCAAAGCAUUUGUACAACUCACUAAUAAUUAAAUUUUUAUUUACAACAUUCAUAUUACUAACUCUUAGCCUUUAAGUUUAAUUUUAGUUCAGCAAAAUCAUCAUAUUUAUCGUAUUACUAGCCUACCUUGUUAUUGAGCUGCUGAAUUUUCUUUAUCAGUGCUUUUAAUGCAAACACCAACAUGUUCGAUGGUAAUUAUUAUUUCAUAUCCAGGAAGAUGAAAGGAGUAUUCAUUUAUUUGAUUAUUACACUAUUAGACUGCUUAUUUAUAACAUCAUUCUUAGUAAUAGAGUAACAGGAAUACCAUUUAUACAUAUACUCAAAUGCAUUUCUGCUUAUUGCAAUAAUAAUCGAUAGUUAUUCACAGUAUGCUAACAGAGACAUUUUGGAAUCAUUGAAAACAUUGAAAAAAGCAUUAGCAAUUCUUAGAUUAUAUAUUUUGAUUUGUUCGAUAUUCGUGAGUUUAAAAUUGGAUAAGCUAAUAAAUUGGGACUGGAGUGCUGUACUCUGGAACUUAUGGUUAGGUCUAUUCUGUUCUAUAGGCAUCGGUAUUGCCUGCGCAAUAGUAACUUUCAAUAAGAUUGUUCAAUAUUUAUUUGACAAAUCAAGCUAUUAAAAAUCAAAAAGUAUCCAUAUUUGCAUAUGUAGUCAUCUUCUAUAUCUGGCUAACUCAAUUGAUAAUUUAUGUCUCAAUAUGCAUAGGUCUCCUAUCCUUUGGUUAUCUAGAUUUCUUAACCAAGAGUCUAAAUUACACAGGCAAAUUCAUAAUUCUUCAAUAUUUCAUUUUGGCUGAACUCGUAAUCAUAAUGCUCUAUUCUAUUUAUUUCCAUAAAGAAAUUAAGGAAUACAUUUUUAGUACUCUCCAAGAUGACGAGCCAUUAACUAAUCAAUAACAAUAAUCUGCACAAACUUAAGGGAACAACUAAACAUUAUAGAUCUUAAACACUCUUUCAUCAAGAACAAGAGUUCCUCAAGUAAUGUAGAAGAUCUCGAAAGCUUAUUUCAGUAUCCCAAAAAGACAACAUAGUAAUGUUCAGGAUUCCAAUUAUGGAUCUCCUGUUCUGAAGAAAUUAUCAAAAGGACACAAAAGAGCUUUCUCGAGUCAAGGUGUGGGUUCGUAAAUGCUUCAAGAGAUAGAUUUUAAGAUAGUCGAAAAAUAAUCAUGUACAAUUAAUUAAGAAUUUGCUAAUAUCGUAAAAUCUUAGGGAGAUAAAAAAAAAAGUAAUUCUUAAUUAAUAAGCGUAAAUAAAUAUAAUAUAUAAGGUUGAUAGGGACGAAUCUAUUCAAAACGAUAAACCCGAUCUUAGUUAGAAUAGUAAUAUAUGCAUCAUUUGUUAUGAGAGAGGACCUAAUGCAGUGUUUAUGAAUUGUGGACAUGGGGGCAUUUGCUAUUAAUGUGCAAUUGAUAUUUGGAAAUAGAAAACUGAAUGCUAUUUAUGCAGAGAUGUAUUAGAUUUAAUAAGAUUUCUAGAAAAUUAUUUAUAUCGUGAAAGUUGAUCUUGAUGAAAGAGUAGGCGAUCUUUUCAAAGUUGUUUCAACCACCCAAAUGAUAGAUUAAUUUAAAAAAUGA